Didymodactylos carnosus is the source of this 2064-nucleotide messenger RNA. The record is from the annotation of a GenBank genome assembly. NCBI's taxonomy places the organism in Eukaryota, Metazoa, Rotifera, Eurotatoria, Philodinida, Philodinidae.
AUGUUUAUUCUAGGCGACCUAAAUGCUCGACAUCCUCAACGGAAUGUUAUCACUAUAAACAGUAAAGGAAUAGUGAGGUCACAAGCUAUAAUUGACUUAGUGAUAGGACCUGCCAAUUUGUCCUCUGAUCAAGCUGAUCCAGAUCAUACAUUUGAACUCAGUGAUCAUUUUCCUGUCAAUUUGAAUUUAACGUCGAUUCUUGUGGACCACAGUGAUGCAUUUACCGUGAGAAAGACAGAUUGGACAUUGUUUAAACUGUUUCUAGAAGCUACACAGCCAUAUUGGCACAAGCUCUAUGAUCAAAUGAAAGAUUGUCCAACAGAAUUUGUUCAUAUAUAUGAAAAAUUUCUUGUUGCAUUACAGGAGAGAUGCACACCCAUGUUAAGUGCAAGAAAAUAUCGACCAACACUACCAAUUUAUCUAGUGAAAGUUUCCACGUUGAUUCACGGCUAUCGUUCAACAUACACGAAAGAAAUGUUAUCUAAAGUGAAAACAAAUACGGCAAUGUUAAAAUAUGUGUCUAGAUCAAAAACAUCCUCAUUAAUCAGCCGACAAUUGAUUUUUAAUGCAUUUGCACUUCCGUUUAUGCAGUUGCUGUAUGUUGUUUGGCCUCUGCUAGAACAUUCUGAUAUGAGAACUAUGCCCUUGACAAGAAACUUGAGAGCUCGACAGCUUUGUACUGACGAUGGAUCUGCUCACAUUCCCUAUUUACUUCCUUAUUUCGGUCAUGUAUUUCAAUAUGUACCUGAUCCGUUAAACUUUUUAUUGUCAUGUCGAAAACGUUAUGGUACAACGUUCACUAUUAAACUAUUUGGCCAACGGAUAACAUACAUUACUGAUCCAAGAAACUGGAAUAAUGUUAUUAAAAACCCUAAUCUGGGAUUCCCAGGUGAAGAACUGGGUUCAACAGUAUUCGGUAUUAGACCGGACGCUUCAGCUCGACCAGAAAUGAAUGAAGAUCUACACAAAGUAUUUCCAAAAUAUUUACAAAACGACGGUCUUAAAGAAUUGAUCAAAAAUUUUGUACGGCACUUUCGUGAACAAAUGAUAAAAGAUAAAAAAGCGAUGAAUGGAAAUUUUAAAACAUCCAGCCUAUAUGAACUAUGCCAUUUAAUGAUCUUUGAAGCGUCGACUCGAACACUAUACGGUGAUAUCGAUGCAAAAUCACUUGAUAAGCAUUUCCGACAGUUUGACAGAGAUAUUCAUUUGUUUUUUAUGCGUUGUCCGUCGUUUGUCCUUUCGCUACUUGUGCGAAAUGGAAUGAAAGCUCGACAGUGGUUAGUCGAAUUCUUUUCAACAAUCGGUCAUCUUCCAAAUGAGAGUGGUCUGACCACACUACGAACGAAUAUACAGGAAUCAUACCCACAAUACUUUUCACCUUUGGACAUUGGUGGAAAUCAUUUAGGAUUUCUAUGGGCUUCUGUAGCAAAUACUAUUCCAGCCGCAUUCUGGACAUUAUUUUAUUUACUGCGGGAUAAAGUAGCGCUUGACGCUUUGCGUGCAGAAAUCAAACAGAAUCUACCUUUAUUAUCGUUGGACGAAAAUGAUGAGUUCGAUGCACACGCUUGGACUAUUGAAAAGUUGUCGGGAUGCGUUUUGCUGGAGAGCGCGCUUAACGAGACGAUGCGCAUGUUCGGCGCUCCUAUAAUGCUGCGCAAUUGUUUGUCAACGACACGUGUAGAAACGUUUGAUGGAAAAACCAUUCACAUUCUAAAAGGUGAUCGUACUGCUCUGCUGCCUGCGGCAUCUCAUCUUGACGAACGGCUUUUUUUUGAUCCAUUCACAUAUAAAUACGAUCGCUUUAUAAACAACAAGAUCUUGAACGAUUUGGAACUUGACGGGCAAAAAGUGCCAAUUGCUUAUAUGCCAUUCGGAAACGGAAAAACAAUGUGUCCUGGCCGUUUUCUUGCGAAGAGCGAAAUUAAAAUAUGUCUAGUAUUGAUUUUGCAGCACAUAGAAUAUAUGUUUUUGGAAACAACAGUACCGAAAACACGAGCUGAACGAGUCGGUUUUGGUGUAGCCCCACCAGAGAAAGAUAUAAAAAUUCAAUAUCGUUAUCGAUAA